Messenger RNA from Carassius carassius (crucian carp), 984 nucleotides. It is a transcript of the gene hcar1-4, whose product is annotated as hydroxycarboxylic acid receptor 1-4. Bases 24 to 962 code for a protein of 312 amino acids. Gene Ontology annotation, biological process: G protein-coupled receptor signaling pathway. Gene Ontology annotation, cellular component: membrane. The transcript has a single exon. The record is from RefSeq and is a predicted model, not a curated record. NCBI's taxonomy places the organism in Eukaryota, Metazoa, Chordata, Actinopteri, Cypriniformes, Cyprinidae. Gene Ontology annotation, molecular function: G protein-coupled receptor activity.
UUACUUCUAGGUUACUUUUCAUCAUGAGUAACAUCACCUCCUGCACAGAACCUCAGAACCUUGUUUCUUCCAUUUUAAAGCCUGUUGUCAUUUUGGAGUUCAUCUUUGGGUUGCCUGUAAAUGUGUUUGCUCUGUGGAUUUUGUUCUUCAAGUCUCCAUGGAAAGCCUGCAAUGUGUAUCUCCUCUGCUUGGUGAUAUCUGACCUGCUACUCCUCACUGGACUGCCUUUCCAAUUAGAUUACCUCUUUCGUGGUGAUGACUGGAUAUUUGGCGAAUCCUGUUGCCGGCUCAUUUUAUACAUCUUAUCAGUAAACUACUCGGCAAGUAUGGCUUUCAUGUCAAUUUUAGCCGUGGACCGCUUCUUCAGGAUCCUUCACCCACACCAUCGCAUUUGUCGAAUGAGUGUGAGACAAGCUAUAAUGUUUGCUAGCAUGGUUUGGAUGGUUGUUCUACUCCUUCGCCUUCCAACCGCCCUGAACCUGGUUCUCACAUCACAGAAAAACUCUUCAAAGCUCACAUGCCACACUUUUCUCUCAUGGACAUCGCCGUUGGUUCAGAUGAGGAUAUAUAAUUCAGUCCAGCUGAUAGAGGUCCUGUUAGCAUUUGCACUGGUGGUCUUCUGCUUUGUGCGGGUUUCCUUUCACGUCCAUGGCCACCAGUCGAAGGGGGCACACCGCAGGGUGAAGCGGGCAGUGAGAUUGCUUCUGUUUCUUGUGAUCAUAUUUGUUCUGUGUUUCCUGCCUACAGUCACUUCUGGCAUCUUCCUUCAAGUGUUUUCCUGUUCAGAACUCCUCAUUGUGUGUUUUCAUACUUCUUUAGCUUUAACCUACAUGAACAGUGCACUGGAUUCAGUCAUCUACUGCCACAUUAAUGCUUGGUUUCGUGACACCCUAAAGGGCAAAACCAACUCAUUGGGGCUGACGAAGUUCAGGAUGAGUGCGAAAACGAACAGAAAACGUUAAUCUACCUGAGAAACUGUGCAUU